Morchella importuna is the source of this 1407-nucleotide messenger RNA. RefSeq lists its product as uncharacterized. Gene Ontology annotation, biological process: transmembrane transport. The coding region runs from base 1 to 1407 and encodes 468 amino acids. The transcript has 6 exons. Lineage: Eukaryota; Fungi; Ascomycota; Pezizomycetes; Pezizales; Morchellaceae. Gene Ontology annotation, molecular function: transmembrane transporter activity. The record is from RefSeq and is a predicted model, not a curated record.
AUGGCGAAAUUCUUUCGAAAACGCAGCCUCAGAGCACGAGAUGAUCAGAUUACAAACGCGUCGAACCUCACGCUUCGACAGUCAAUACUCCCGCUGUGUCUAGUCACGAUUCUCUUUUUCCUCUGGGGCUUUGCGUAUGGCUUGUUAGAUGUGCUCAAUAAGCAUUUCCAAACCACGUUAGGGAUUACUAGGUCUCGAUCUUCGGGUCUCCAGGCUGCUUAUUUUGGCGCGUAUCCAAUUGCUUCAUUGACAUAUGGAGGUUACUGCCUGCGAAAACUUGGCUACAAGGCUACCUUCAUGCUUGGAUUGACGUUGUAUGGAGUCGGCGCACUACUGUUUUGGCCUGCAGCGCUAAAACGGUCCUUCGGUGGAUUUUGCGGUGCCACCUUCAUCAUUGGUUCCGGCUUGGGUACGCUUGAAUCUGCGGCCAAUCCGUACCUCGCGGUCUGCGGUCCUCCAAAGUACUCUGAGAUGCGUCUCAAUCUAGCACAGGCCGUUCAGGCAGUCGGUACAGUCGUAGGCCCUGUGCUAGCGUCGCAAGUAUUCUUCAAGAAUGUGAAUGAGAGCUCCCUAGAAAGUGUCCAGUGGGUGUACCUUGGUAUCGCGAUAUUCGUGUUUGUCCUUGCCGGUGUUUUCUAUAUAUCCACGAUCCCAGAGAUCACCGACGCGGAUAUGGAGCGCCAGAUGGAGGCCACUGGGGGGGUGUUUACGGAGGAUGACGCGAAGCCGAUAACGAAGCAUUACCAGUUAUGGUGGGGUGCUUUCUCUCAAUUCUGUUAUGUGGGCGCUCAAGUCGGUAUUGCGGGAUACUUUGUAAACUACGUCGUUGAAGUACGAAAGGGUACCAGCUCAGCAGAUGGAGCCAACUUCCUGGCAGGCGCACAGGGCUGCUUCGCAGUUGGACGAUUCUUGGGUGUGUUUUUGAUGAAAUUCAUCAACCCGCGUAAAGUCUUCUUUGUCUACUUUACCUGCGUUAUUGCGUUUCAGUCGGCAGCUGUUGGGGCUACUGGGAAUGCUGGAAUGGCAUGCCUGAUGCUCGUGCUGUUUUUCGAGUCUAUUUGUUUCCCUACAAUCUUCACCCUUGCUAUCCGUGGUCUCGGAAAACACACCAAGACAGGAUCAACGGUCGUUGUAGCCUCUAUAAUUGGCGGUGCCAUCGUACCUCCACUACUAGCCGUCACGGCGGACAGAUUUAACAACACUGGCACUGCCAUGUUUGUGCCGUUAAUUUUCUUCGUUGCUGCGUACAGUUUCCCGAUAGGAGUCAACUUCCAUGGCCCAACCAAGCGCCUGAUGGAUGGCUUCUUGAACAGUAAGGUUGGAAUUGAAACCUCAAAGGAAGACGAUAUCGAGAAGGCGGAUGUAGAGGGAGUUGAGGAUAUUGAGAUGGAUACGACGAAAAAAUAG